UUUUUUAUUGUUCUGAUCCGCAGAUUUUUUUUUGUUUAUGUGGUUCAUUUUUUUGAAGGUGAUGUGGAAAAUCUUACUGAAAAUAGUUGGUAUCGCCAGCUUGUGUGCCUGUUCUCCUCUAGUGAAAGUGAAAACGUCUCCUCACGCAAGUUUCUCCAGCUCAUCAGCCACAGUUUACUCAAACGGCUGUUGUGGGCAAAAUGGCAAGCUGCUGGUUCACAAGCAUGAACACAAACACAAGCAUGUUCAUAAGCACUUGAAGGCCGUGAAUAAUAAUAAGCAAAUACCCAUGAAGAAGGAUCAUUUUGACUUUGGGGACUUUAAUUGGCAGGAUUUUGAUUUUAAUGAUUUCCCAUUUGAGCUGAGUUCACUUGGACAUGAGCAGAAGACUGGGAAGAAAAUUACACCAGGAAGUAAGGAGGCAAGGAGCCCAAGUGUUGCCAAUCCUUGGAGUUACAGGGGUAAUAAUCUUGGCUGGAACCUAGGUUAUUUGGGCAGCCAUAGUAGCAGCAGUUACAGCAGCAGCAGUAAGGCCGCACCCUUACGAUCAAACGCGACAUCUAGGGGAGGGAGACGCGAACCGUGGAAGCGCGCAAACACAGGGGGUACGCGAACACCAGACGGGCUGGCGCCACAAACACAUGUUUGCAAGACACGGUGGAACCAGGUACACGUGGAGGAUGAUGACAAGGCGGAAGUGAUUGGACGAGGAAUCGGAGCGCGGAAGGAAGGGGCAUUCUGA
Notodromas monacha is the source of this 742-nucleotide messenger RNA. NCBI's taxonomy places the organism in Eukaryota, Metazoa, Arthropoda, Ostracoda, Podocopida, Cyprididae. The record is from the annotation of a GenBank genome assembly.